Molecule: messenger RNA, 1825 nt
Organism: Mandrillus leucophaeus (drill)
Lineage: Eukaryota; Metazoa; Chordata; Mammalia; Primates; Cercopithecidae
Product: rho GTPase-activating protein 24
Exons: 7
Coding region: 101-1825 (574 amino acids)
Biological process (GO): activation of GTPase activity; wound healing, spreading of epidermal cells; negative regulation of Rac protein signal transduction
Cellular component (GO): focal adhesion
Molecular function (GO): GTPase activator activity
Source: RefSeq, a predicted model, not a curated record
UAUUUUUCUGUCUGGAAAUAAAGUUUUUGAGCAUCCUUGCAAUGAAGAGAACCCAGGGAAGUUCCUUUUUGAAGUAGUUCCAGGAGGCGAUCGAGAUCGGAUGACAGCAAAUCAUGAGAGCUACCUCCUCAUGGCAAGCACCCAGAAUGAUAUGGAAGACUGGGUGAAGUCCAUCCGCCGAGUCAUAUGGGGACCUUUUGGAGGAGGCAUUUUUGGACAGAAACUGGAGGAUACUGUUCGUUAUGAGAAGAGAUACGGAAACCGUCUGGCUCCGAUGUUGGUGGAGCAGUGCGUGGACUUUAUCCGACAAAGGGGGCUGAAAGAAGAGGGACUCUUUCGACUGCCAGGCCAGGCUAAUCUUGUUAAGGAGCUCCAAGAUGCCUUUGACUGUGGGGAGAAGCCAUCAUUUGACAGCAACACAGAUGUACACACGGUGGCAUCACUUCUUAAGCUGUACCUCCGAGAACUUCCAGAACCAGUUAUUCCUUAUGCGAAGUAUGAAGAUUUUUUGUCAUGUGCCAAACUGCUCAGUAAGGAAGAGGAAGCGGGUGUUAAGGAAUUAGCAAAGCAGGUGAAGAGUUUGCCAGUGGUAAAUUACAACCUCCUCAAGUAUAUUUGCAGGUUCUUGGAUGAAGUACAGUCCUACUCGGGAGUUAACAAAAUGAGUGUGCAGAACUUGGCAACUGUCUUUGGUCCUAACAUCCUGCGCCCCAAAGUGGAAGAUCCUUUGACUAUCAUGGAGGGCACCGUGGUGGUCCAGCAGUUGAUGUCAAUGAUGAUUAGCAAACAUGAUUGCCUCUUUCCCAAAGAUGCAGAACUACAAAGCAAACCCCAAGAUGGAGUGAGCAACAACAACAAUGAAAUUCAAAAGAAAGCCACCAUGGGGCAGUUACAGAACAAGGAGAACAAUAACACCAAGAACAGCCCUGGUAGGCAGUGCUCCUGGGACAAGUCUGAGUCUCCCCAGAGAAGCAGCAUGGACAAUGGAUCCCCCACAGCUCUAUCAGGCAGCAAAACCAACAGCCCAAGGAACAGCGUUCACAAGCUAGAUGUGUCUAGAAGCCCCCCUCUCAUGGUCAAAAAGAACCCAGCCUUUAAUAAGGGUAGUGGGAUAGUUACCAAUGGGUCCUUCAGCAGCAGUAAUGCAGAAGGUCUUGAGAAAGCGCAAACCACCCCCAAUGGAAGCCUACAGUCUAGAAGGACCUCUUCACUGAAGGGAUCUGGUACCAAAAUGGGCACGCACAGUGUACAGAAUGGAACGGUGCGCAUGGGCAUUUUGAACAGCGACACACACGGGAACCCUGCAAAUGGACGAAACAUGAGCUGGCUGCCAAAUGGCUAUGUGACCCUGAGGGAUAACAAGCAGAAAGAACAAGCUGGAGAGUCAGGCCAGCACAACAGACUGUCCACCUACGAUAACGUCCAUCAACAGUUCUCCAUGAUGAACCUUGAUGACAAGCAGAGCAUCGACAGCGCCACCUGGUCCACUUCCUCCUGUGAAAUCUCCCUCCCUGAGAACUCCAACUCCUGCCGCUCUUCCACCACCACCUGUCCAGAGCAAGACUUUUAUGGGGGGAACUUUGAGGACCCUGUUUUGGAUGGGCCCCCACAGGAAGACCUUUCCCACCCCAGGGACUAUGAAAGCAAAAGUGACCAUAGGAGUGUGGGAGGUCGAAGUAGUCGUGCCACCAGCAGCAGUGACAACAGUGAGACAUUUGUUGGUAACAGCAGCAGCAACCACAGUGCACUGCACAGUUUAGUUUCCAGCCUGAAACAGGAAAUGACCAAACAGAAGAUAGAGUAUGAGUCCAGGAUAAAGAGGUGA